Messenger RNA from Tribolium castaneum (red flour beetle), 1954 nucleotides. Its product is annotated as ionotropic receptor 75a. Lineage: Eukaryota; Metazoa; Arthropoda; Insecta; Coleoptera; Tenebrionidae. The transcript is spliced from 6 exons. The record is from RefSeq and is a predicted model, not a curated record. Bases 220 to 1953 code for a protein of 577 amino acids.
UGCAUGUGACUUUCUUAGAAUUUUUUUUAUGAUUCCUUAAUGAUAACUUCUUUGUUUUAAAAAUUUGGAGGUUCGUUUCAUGUGGGUUUCGUGAUUCAUGAGAAACUACUUGCAUUUAUCGAAGAUGAAAAUUUGAAUGGAAUUAUUUAUCUACUGGAUUAUUCCCCUUUACGUUUACUCCACUUUACAAGAAUCCAAUUUUGAACAAAUCAUACAAACAUGACAAUCUUGAAACUUCUUUUUCUGGCUUUACUGUUUAAAACUUCUUUUUCUUCAAAUGAUACAAAAACUGAAGUUCUGGGUAAUUACCUAAAGCUAAAAGGCUUUAAAUUUUGCUAUUUCAUCACAAAUUAUUCUAAGCAGUACAUUAUUGAGAUAACUCAAGCACUUCACCGAAGCAGUAUCAGAAGUGCCAUUGUAAAAAAUAUCAAACAUUUAGAAACAAAUAUUCACGAUAAGGAACACAACACUGCAUAUAUAUUUACUGUAGAUGAUUCAGAUGCUGAUUUAACUCCCGCAAAAAAUUGUUUUACAAAUUUGACUCAGGGCUACAUUUUGCUAUUGAUCGCAGAUGCACAGCACCUUCAAAAAUCAUUAGAAAUACUUAAAGCUUGUGAUUUUGGGAUCAACUCAAAAUUAGUUAUUGUUAAAAAAAGUGAGUCAAGUUACGAAUUUUUUAAUUAUUAUCGAAAGCCUGGGUCCGGGUUUAAAACAAGUUUAAACGGUGUGUCGUUUUAUAAAGAAAGAUAUAAUUUGACUGGUUUUGUAGUGCGAGCCGUUAGCACAAAAAGCAUUGACUACAAAUACAAUGCCAAGACAGAACGAGAGGUCGCAGUGAGUCAGUUUCAUUAUGGUUUAUUUGCGUUACUUCAAGAAGUUCAUAAUUUUGCUCACGACAUAACAUUCAAAGAAACAAGUAAAAAUGGUGACUUUGGCAAUGGACACGUUUCAAAAUACCUCCAAAAUAACAAAAGCGACAUUUACAUUACCGGAGAGUUACAAAUAUCAUCAAAAGUGGACGAACUCGACUUUUUAAUGCCUUUUUACAAUUUCAGGACUUGUUUCUUUCAUCGCCUCCCUAAAAAAUCAACCGUUUCGUUUAUAAAACCCUUCUCGCGCAACACCUGGUUUGCGAUUAUACUUUCCACGUUAAUAUUUACAGCAUUCCUUAAAAUUGCUUUGGUGAUGAGCGAGGCUGACGAAACUACGUGGGCAAUCUCUUUCUUAACUGUUUUCUCAACUUUAUGCCAAGACGGCGACGACCCGUCCCCAUCUGAGCGCGACACUGGGUGCAAAUUAGUAUUUCUAAGCAUCUUAGUUCUGUCCCUCUUGCUAUUUAACUAUUACACGUCUAUAAUGGUCUCACUGUUACUGAGUGCUGAAGUGGAAACAGACCACACGAUCGAACACCUCGCCCGUUCAAAUUUAGAAAUCGGGAUAGAAAACGAAUUUUACGUUAAAAGUUGGUUGGAGAACGUCAAUUUCACCGACGUCCAACACUUGUAUAAAGCAAAAUUGUCGAAACUGGACGGAAAAUCCUUAAAUACUUUCCCAGCAUCUGAAGGACUUGUCAGACUUGGUGUUGGAGGUUUUGCCUUUUACACCGACACAACAACAGCUUACGGCACAAUUGGUGGAUUCGCUCAAGAUCAGAUUUGUAGUAUUGCUCAAACUGAGAUGAUUCCUCCCAUUUUUGUUGGUCUGGUCAUGGGGAAAAAAUCACAGUACUUUGAAUUAUUCCAAAUCAGUUUGUUGAAAUUGCGACAAGUUGGGUUAGUUCAUAGGAUUCAAAUAAAGUGGGGAGUUGCUAAGCCGGAAUGUUACGGGAACACGGAAGUGGUUCCGGUGGGAAUGGAGCAAGGGGUUGAAGCACUGGCUUGUCUCUUAAGUGGGCUUCUGUUGGGUCCGGUGGUGUUGUUGUGUGAGGUGUUUUUAAAGAAAAGACGUGGGUAAU